UCGACACAGAGGCGCCUGUGAGCGAGUCUUCUUCCCAGACCGACCUGCUCUUUCCAACAGUUCCAGCGACCUCGGCGAAUGUUGCAGAUCUCGGAGUUAGCAGAGAAUUGGUUCUUAUUCCACACGCCUGCCUGAAUGAUUGAUGAUGAUGAGGACAGCAUAAUGUCUGGGCACUGGAAUGCCUCUGAAAACUACCCGUUGAACCCAGCCAGCAUCAUAGUGCCCGUCGUCUUCUCCUUGAUCUUCUUGCUCGGGACGAUUGGGAACAGCUUGGUACUAGCAGUGCUGUGCAGGAAUGGCCAGAUGGGCCACAACACAACCAACCUGUUCAUUCUAAACCUGAGUGUGGCCGAUUUCUUCUUCAUCAUAUUUUGUGUCCCAUUUCAAGCCACAAUCUACACGCUGGAGGGCUGGGUCUUUGGGUCAUUCAUGUGCAAGGCCGUCCAUUUCUUCAUCUACCUGGCAAUGUAUGCAAGCAGCUUCACGCUCGCCGCCGUUUCAGUUGACAGAUACCUGGCCAUCAGAUAUCCCCUCCGGUCGCGGGAACUGAGGACUCCCUGCAAUGCUCUUACUGUUAUGGUCGUCAUAUGGGGGCUCUCCAUCAUCUUUGCUGGCCCUUACCUCAGCUACUAUGACCUCAUCCCUUAUGAAUGGUUUUACAUCUGCAUGCCGGCAUGGCAGGAGCCAAGGAGGAAGAUCAUGGACACGUCCACUUUCAUAUUUGGAUAUAUAGUCCCUGUUGCAAUUAUAAGUCUGUCUUAUGCAAGGACCAUCAAGUAUCUGUGGACAGCAGUGGACCCGAUAGAAGACAUAUCUGAGUCUAAAAAAGCUAAGAGAAAAGUGACCAAGAUGAUUAUAAUUGUGACGGUUCUCUUCUGUCUCUGUUGGCUCCCUCACCAUGUGCUGAUCCUGUGCUUCCACUAUGGACAUUUCCCCUUCAACCAAGCCACUUACGCUUUAAGGCUGCUCUCCCACUGCAUGGCAUACACCAACUCUUGCCUCAACCCCAUUGUCUAUGCCCUGGUGUCCAAGCACUUCAGGAAAGGGUUCAAGAAGGUUUUUAGCUGCCUGCUGAGCAAGAAAGGGGUGAAUAAGGUUCACAUGGUUCAUGUCGUCAACAUGGUCACUGGGUCCACGGACGUCUCACACCUGAAUGAUGAGAACGCCAGGCAGCACGGCUGUGAGCUGAGGGACAGGCAGCCCACGAGAGCCCAGGGUAAAGCCAUGACCAUCACUGUGCCCUAUCAGCAGACAUCUUGAAUGGAGCAAAGCACCGCGACUGAACUCAUUUGUUUUUGCUUCUCCGUGAAUUCUGUGUACUCAACUUUAUUGUGUAGAGUAUAAGUGUUCCAACUUGGCCCUUGUGUAAGUUAUCGUUGUGGACAAAUAUUGAUUUGGGAUGAGAGUGAAGCAUUCAUUCAUUUGUUGGAUGUGUCACAGUAAAUCACCAGCGAUUUCUUCUGAGGGCCCAUCCAAA
Molecule: messenger RNA, 1477 nt
Organism: Mobula hypostoma (lesser devil ray)
Lineage: Eukaryota; Metazoa; Chordata; Chondrichthyes; Myliobatiformes; Myliobatidae
Gene: galr2b
Product: galanin receptor 2b
Exons: 3
Coding region: 136-1260 (374 amino acids)
Biological process (GO): G protein-coupled receptor signaling pathway
Cellular component (GO): plasma membrane
Molecular function (GO): G protein-coupled receptor activity
Source: RefSeq, a predicted model, not a curated record